AUGUGCUGUCACUCAUGUCCCGCCAGACACCUGCUGUGCUUGACCUGGCUGAAUACACAGCAUGCUCUUGUGCUCAUUGACCUCCCCUAUGGCCUCACUCUGCUCAAGGGAAUCACUGAUGUUGAUCACUGGGAUGCUUGGGCCUACCCCACUGACAAGAUCCACCCUCUGAUCAACGCCAUCAAGCUCUGCAACAAGUCUGACCACUUUGUUGUUGUCCUCUUCUGUGAGCACUCCCACGCAGCUAGCUACAUGUGA
Molecule: messenger RNA, 258 nt
Organism: Acanthamoeba castellanii str. Neff
Lineage: Eukaryota; Discosea; Longamoebia; Acanthamoebidae
Exons: 2
Coding region: 1-258 (85 amino acids)
Source: RefSeq, a predicted model, not a curated record